Molecule: messenger RNA, 1518 nt
Organism: Ochotona curzoniae (black-lipped pika)
Lineage: Eukaryota; Metazoa; Chordata; Mammalia; Lagomorpha; Ochotonidae
Gene: ANKRD34C
Product: ankyrin repeat domain 34C
Exons: 1
Coding region: 1-1518 (505 amino acids)
Molecular function (GO): protein binding
Source: RefSeq, a predicted model, not a curated record
AUGAUGGACGAUGACACCGAGUUGAGGACGGAUGGGAACUCCCUUUUGAAGGCCGUGUGGCUGGGCAGGCUCCGGCUGACCAGGCUCCUCCUGGAAGGAGGCGCUUACAUCAAUGAGAGCAACGAGAAAGGAGAAACGGCGCUCAUGGUGGCUUGCAUCACGCAGCACGUGGACCAGCAGAGCAUCAGCAAGUCCAAGAUGGUCAAGUACCUGCUGGACAACAGGGCUGACCCCAACAUCCAGGAUAAGUCGGGCAAGACGGCGCUCAUCCACGCCUGCAUCCGGAGAGCAGGCGGAGACGUGGUCUCGCUGCUGUUGGAGAACGGCGCAGACCCCAGCCUGGAGGACCGCACCGGGGCGUCUGCUCUGGUUUACGCCAUCAAUGCCGAGGACAAAGACGCCUUGAAGCAUCUCCUUGCUGCUUGCAAAGCCAAAGGGAAGGAGGUGAUCAUUAUAACGACCGACAAAUCGUCCUCGGGCACCAAAACCACCAAGCAAUAUCUCAACGUUCCUCCCUCCCCCAAAGUGGAAGACAGGCAGUCGCCUCCACUAUGCGCAUCUCCCUCUGAGGUCGAACUGGCAGCUGCGGGUCUUGGCUCUGCCCCCGGAGAAAAGGAAGAUGACUUCUUCAGCCAUCCAAGUGGCUGCAGUGCCGCCAAGGCCCUUCCAGAGCCCGGGUCCCCCAGCAGGAAAGUGGGCAACCUCAAACGGGCCCGUUUGCCCCAGCUCAAGAGGCUACAGUCUGAACCCUGGGGCCUGGUCGCGCCCUCCGUGUUGGCAGCCUCCGCUCGGCAGGAUGAGCUGCACUGCACUGGCACCGACAGCAUCGGCGACGUGUCCUUCUCGAAGAGGGGGCCCCUGUCCAGGACCAACAGCAUCGACAGCAAGGACCCCGCGCUGCUCCUCACCGUCACGGAGCAGGUGCUGAAGAUUCCAGCCUCCUCAGCUCCAGCAUCUUGGAAAGGUCAGGCUCCCCACCCACGCCUGGCCAGACGGGGAACGCUGCCCGCUGACCCAGAGAAAGGUGCCAUAGGACCCUGUGCUCUCAAGGAGCCGGCCUCGCUCAAACGCUUGGAAAACGACCUCUACAAUUUGGAUUUACAAGCAGGGGCCGAGCCACUCGACCCAGGCAAAGGACUGGUAGACAGAAAGAAGGUCACCAGCUCCCACCUAUCCCUCGAUGCGGCCCCCAGCACGUCUCCCACCGCCACGCGUCGGCGGCCUCCACACCUGCUAGAAAGACGCGGCUCUGGGACCCUGCUUCUGGACCACAUCUCUCAGACCAGGCCCGGUUUUCUUCCGCCUCUGAACGUGAAUCCGAACCCUCCUAUCCCGGAUAUUAGAUCAGGCAGCAAAGCCGCUUCCCCACUGGCCACAGGCUUGAAGUCCAUGAUCCCAGUUGCUCCAAGUUCACCCAAAAGAGUCGACUUGAGAAAUAAAAAGAAACUGUUCAGGAGGCACUCGAUGCAGAUUGAGCAGAUGAAGCAGCUCUCUGACUUCGAGGAGAUCAUGACUUAG